Messenger RNA from Lynx canadensis (Canada lynx), 1868 nucleotides. It is a transcript of the gene TULP1, whose product is annotated as TUB like protein 1. Gene Ontology annotation, biological process: protein localization to cilium. Gene Ontology annotation, cellular component: cilium. The record is from RefSeq and is a predicted model, not a curated record. The coding region runs from base 231 to 1868 and encodes 545 amino acids. NCBI's taxonomy places the organism in Eukaryota, Metazoa, Chordata, Mammalia, Carnivora, Felidae. Gene Ontology annotation, molecular function: actin filament binding. The transcript has 15 exons.
UCUGAGAAGGACUUGGGAGUUCGGCCUCUUCCCUCAGUGGGCUGGGAUUGGUGGUGGAGGGGUUUGUGGGCAGGAGCACCUCCCACAGUGCUGCCACCCCCUUGAGCCAGCGGGAGGUGGGGUGAAGUUGAGCCUGGAUUAGCCGGGGAGGGGCGAGGGGGGGGGGGCACUGGGAGGCUCCUAGAGCUGCACGGUGGCCAGAGAAGGGGGUGUGGAUAGGCGAAUGCACCAUGCCGCUGCAGGACGACACCCUCCGAGAGGUGUGGGCCUCGGACAGCGGACAUGAGGAGGAAGGCUCGGAUAUCCAGCAGCGCCCCAAGCAGCGACCCGCCAAGGGGCAGAAGUUGAGGAAGAAAAGGACGGAAGCCCCCGAGUCCCCCUGCCCCGAGGGAUCCAAGCCCCGGAGGAAACCUGGAGCCGGGCGGAGGGGGAAGCCGCGGGAGGAGCCCGCCCCGCAGCCGCCCGAGGCCCGGACGCCGCAGACGGUCUACACCAAGUUCCUCAGAGACCCCGAGGCCAAACGCGACCCGCGGGAAACCUUCCUGGUAGCGCGAGCCCGGGACGCAGUAGACGAGGAUGAGGAGGAAGAAGAGGAAGACCAUGAAGAGGAAGAGGAAGAGGAGGAGGAGGAAAAGAAAGAGAAAACCCCUCUGCCUCCCAAGAAGCCUCCUAAAGAGAAGACUUCCACAGGCAUCAAGGAGAGGAGGGCCAAGGCCCAGGGUCAGAAGGGGGACCUGGGAAGCCCUGUCCCCCCAUCCAAACCUCUUCGAAUGAAGAAGAAGGAGGUACCAGCGGGGGAGGGGACCAAGAUGAGAAAGACAAAGAAGAAAGGGUCUGGGGAGGCUGACAAGGACACCUCAAUGAGCCCGACUAGAGUGACAAAGAAGAGCCCAGCAGCCAUGUUUCUGGUGGGGGAAGAUGGCCCCGCUGAGAAAGCUCGGAAGAAGAAAGGCACUCCCAAAGGCUCAGAAGAGGAGAGGAAGGAGGAAGAGGAAGAGGAGGAAGAAGUGACAAAGAACAGCAAUCAGAAGGGCAAAGCGAAAGGAAAAGGCAAAAAGAAAGCGAAGGAGGAGAGAGCCCCAUCUCCACCCGUGGAAGUGGAUGAACCCCGGGAGUUUGUGCUUCGGCCUGCCCCUCAGGGCCGGACAGUUCGCUGCAAGCUGACCCGGGACAAGAAGGGCAUGGAUCGGGGCCUGUAUCCCUCCUACUUCCUGCACCUGGACACAGAGAAGAAGGUGUUCCUCUUGGCUGGCAGGAAGCGGAAACGUAGCAAGACGGCCAAUUACCUCAUCUCCAGCGACCCUACCAAUCUGUCUCGAGGAGGGGAGAAUUUCAUUGGGAAGCUGAGGUCCAAUCUCCUGGGCAACCGCUUCACCGUCUUUGACAACGGGCAGAACCCGCACCGCGGAGGAGGCAGCACUGAUGUGGGGCGCCUUCGGCAGGAGCUGGCAGCUGUGAUCUAUGAAACCAACGUGUUGGGCUUCCGAGGUCCCCGGCGCAUGACGGUCAUCAUCCCAGGCAUGAAUACGGAGAACGAGAGGGUCCCCAUCCGGCCGCGAAAUACCAGCGAUGGGUUGCUGGUGCGCUGGCAAAACAAGACACUGGAGAGCCUCAUCGAGCUGCACAACAAGCCCCCCGUCUGGAAUGAAGACAGCGGCUCCUACACCCUCAACUUCCAAGGCCGAGUCACACAAGCCUCCGUCAAGAACUUCCAGAUUGUUCACGCCGAUGACCCCGACUACAUUGUACUGCAGUUCGGCCGCGUGGCCGAGGACGCCUUCACCCUAGACUACCGGUACCCGCUGUGCGCCCUGCAGGCCUUCGCCAUCGCCCUCUCCAGUUUCGAUGGGAAGCUGGCCUGCGAAUGA